AUGGAACAAGAAAAUGAAGUCAAGCCUUUCACAGAUAUUCGAGACGUUCUCUACCAUUGGAUUCAAAAUGAUGGCGCAACAAAGAAUAAUGGGCUAUUAAGCUACACAAAUCUGAGGGUUACUCGUGAGGACGGCGUCUAUGAUGGCAAUACCCAGCGAUCAGAUCUCGUCCUGGAGGGCUCCGGUAUCCGCACCAUCAUCGAGCUCAAGUGCGAGCGCGGCGACGUGCCCAGUCCAAAGUGGAUUGUGGACGAGGUUAUCAAAGACGCUGGAAAGCUUCAGCAGACGUUGAAGGACAAGUUUCGGCCAGUCAUAUGUUACGCAGUCGGCAUCGCAGCCACGAAGGAUGCAGACAAAGAGAUCCAGAAUGCUUUCAAUGCUAGCAGGAUUCCGCGCACAGGCUUUUAUUGUAAGGAUUCCAAAAUCUAUGUGUUCUAA
Molecule: messenger RNA, 438 nt
Organism: Colletotrichum tamarilloi
Lineage: Eukaryota; Fungi; Ascomycota; Sordariomycetes; Glomerellales; Glomerellaceae
Exons: 2
Coding region: 1-438 (145 amino acids)
Source: RefSeq, a predicted model, not a curated record